Molecule: messenger RNA, 5681 nt
Organism: Trichobilharzia szidati
Lineage: Eukaryota; Metazoa; Platyhelminthes; Trematoda; Strigeidida; Schistosomatidae
Source: the annotation of a GenBank genome assembly
AUGGAUUCAAAUGCAUAUAAAGAAUGGUCUCCCGAACUGAAUAUAAUAUAUACUCAACUUAUGGAACAUGAGAGCUUUUUGCGUCUGUUUCCUAUUGACGUGGCGAACUCAAUAGCCACUAAUACAGUCAUGAGCGUGAAGUGUGACUGUUCAUGUACUCUUCUCCUGCCAACAUCUGAUAGUGUCUCUAACUCCACAGAUGCAACACAGAAUGAUGGAUCUCUGUCUCAUAGAAGUGAUUCUAUUCCUGUAACUCAAAGUGCUUCUUCAGUAUCGAAUCAGCGUUCCUCUUUCUCUGGUCCAAACUCAAUAGUACGCUUUAAUUCUCCAGAUGAAUUACGUUGGGUUAUGCACGCCAUCACUUAUGGAUUGACUAUGUCACCCGAAAACUGGGAUGUUGUAAAACACAGUGCACAUAUUUAUUGUUAUUGGAUUAAAUGUAUUAACUCUUCAACGCGUUCUUCACAGUCAAACAGUUCCAAUGCACCUAUCCCAUUGAUUCUUCAGAAAGAACCAUUACGUUUUCUCAAGUCCCUUUUAUUCUCUUUGGCAUAUUAUUUUCUUCCACGUGAUACAGAACCGUUAGGUGAUCAGCCUAAAGUGAUAUUUACAACAUUGGGUCAGAGUUUACCAGUUCCACAAUAUUCAGUUAGCAACGAGUUAUCAGAAGGUUUACACGUCUCUGCAGCGACUGAAUCAACCAGUCUAUCAGGGUUACUGAGUAAACAGUUAGAAAUCACCAGAUUAGUGGCUCGUACUAUUGAAGAUUUGUGUGCAACACCUGCUCAACUGACAUCUGAUUCUUGGGAUUCUAUAUUGAGAUUUUGUCUGAUAGUGUGUCAUUCUAUUUUAUCAUCUCCCUUAUAUCAGCCAUCAGGAUUGCUUCAUUCUUCAUUUGGUGCUGGCUCAUCAUCUACAACGAAUUCCCAGAUGACUAAUACCGCCAGUUCAGGGUCAGGAAAUGUCGGAGGAUCAAAUUCCACAACUUUCUUAACCAGUUUCAUAGAUAUUCGCGGUAGUAAAGAACCUGCUGCUAUACUUGAAGCUACAUCGGAUUGUGUUUCAACAUUGUUGUUCAAUACAUGGUUAAGUGCAUGUAAUAAUUGUUUUCCGAAACCACAACUUUGGGCUGCUUUUAGAGAAUGUUCAAAAGUAUGGAGACAUCAUUACGCCUUUAUUCGACAAUGGUCUCGUGUUUCCGUUGCCUUAUCAAUUAAUUUACUUGGUAUCAUGAAUAAAUCCGUGGAUAUGAAUGGCUUCACCCCUUUGAUGAAGUCUAUUCCAUCUGAUAUGCCAAAUGAAAAUGUGAAAGAAGCCUGGAUUCGUAUACUAUAUCUAAUUGGUAAUCCUGUAGAUUUGAGUCAUGAACGUUUAAUAUGCAAUACACCAAUUUUUGAAGAGUAUAAAAAAUAUUCUCAUAAUGACAGAGUUCGAUGGACAUGUGUUUACUUACCUUAUAUAUACCAUCAAGCUUUACGUGGUCUUUCAAUGAUUGUAGACGGAUUUUUAGGUAUUCAACCAAGUCUUACUAUUGGAAUUGAUCCGUAUGUUGGUGUAUCACCAGAACUUUAUGGACCUAUUGGAAGAAUAUUUCAAGGUCAUCCUUCGAAUAAUCUGUUCAACAGAUAUUCGACAGAUGUACCCAGUGGAAAUAAUGAUGAUUCGGAAAUCAGAAAAUCACUUAUUACUACUGUUAGUAGUGCUUCAGGUGCUCACGCUGGAUCACGUGUAGUUGCAGGUAGUUUUUCUACAGAAAAAGCAACCAGGAAAUCUAGGUUAGCAAGCGUUGUCACAUCUGCUGGCAUACUUGCUUCUGCUGGAACAUCUGGAAGUUCAAAAUCUGCCUUUACUCCAGCUAGCAGCACUUCAGGAUAUCAACAUACUCCUCUUAGUAGUAACUCUGUUACUCCUAUAGACGGUAGUGCAUCUUUAACAAGCACCUUUCAACCAUCACAAACUUCAAGCUCCCAAGGAUCAGUACUGUCGUCAAGUAUUUCAUCAAGUGGACAGUCUGUCACUCACAAGCUAAGUUCUACUCCACCUUUAUUAUCAUUACUUAUCAACAAAAAUCCACAAGUUGAACAACUACGCAAUUUAGCUACAACAUGGCUAUCAACAGAUUCUCCCAUUGUGCUGAACCCUAAAAGACCCGAAAUAAAUUCAUUGUUACAAUUAUUCGGUGCAUGGCUGUUUGAAGCGUCAAUAACAGGAGUUAAACAAGAUUUAAAUGUUACCGUGAUCAGUCAACGAGCUACUUUUGUCGAUAGUAAUCGUUUUCAAGUUGGUCGUGCUGAAGCUCUUGGGAUUGUUUGUCGAAUAAUGAUCUAUGCUCGACGUGGUCAGUUGGCUGAAGAAUACUUGACAAGAUUUUACUUAUGUCUGUAUUAUGCUUUGUCUAUUGAUCCGAUGGUUAAAAAUGAUUACAUCUUGUGUACAGUCUUAUUCUAUAUCAUUGAUUUAUUCCGUGCUGAUUUACCCGGUAUCAAUAUACUGAUACCACGCGUGUUCAGUGCUUGUCAGUAUGUAUUAAAAGAAGAAAUAAAUAUGAGACCGGAAUUCUUAUCUACAACAUUAGUUCAACGUGCAGCCAUCCACCAACUUAUGUCACUUGUUUCUAUUCCUGUACAUUUCAAAGGGGUACAUUUAAAAACCUUAAUUCCUAUUGUACCGAGUGUUAAAGAUCCUUGGUCGUUAAAUGAUAUGAGAAGUACAAUGAUUAGUGUUAUCUGUGAUACACUGAGUACUGUAGACGAUCCCUUGAAUUUCCAGUUAUUACUAAGUGUAGCCUUAGCUUUAAUUGAAGAUAUGUCAGUUGACGAGAUGCAAUCGACAAAUGAUCGUAACGAGUCUGGGAGAUUUCACACAACAUCAAGUUUCUUCAAUAUUCUAGUGCCACUUCUUUCUGGUAAUCUUGUCUAUAAAUGGAAGAAUGAUCCAUCAGUUAUGCUUUAUCUGUUGGAAACUAUUUCUGGUCUGUCUAAUGUACGUGUUACACCGGCUGAUCCAUCAACUUAUAGACACACUGUCCGAUCGAUAUGUGAAUUUAUCACAAAUCAAUGCAAUCGAGAACGUAAAGAUCAUAAAAGACAACUGCAUAGUAUUAUUGUUGCCGCUUAUUAUUGUUUAUCAUCUUGGAUUGUACAACAUGUGAACUUAUUGUUAUCCGAUCGUGAAUGUGUAUGGACAAUUUUAGAAACAAUUGAAUUAGGCAUUUGUGGUGCUAGAUCUAAGAGCAAACAAACAAAAUCUGAGGCACCAACUACUAUUCUUAAAGGUCAAAAGCCUCUCAUCCCUUCUUCCAAACGUGUCUGUGAUGCAGCUGAAGCAUGCCUGUCUUCAUUAAUGUCAGUGGCUGGGUCAUUUCCAGGACCUUGUGGGACAUCUACAAUAUGUUCUCAACUAGCAGAAGAUAAUAUCUCCAAGUUGGUGGCAGACCAAGAGUCAAAUUCAUCGAAACAUCGGUUAGAAUUUCGUUACUUCUGGUCUGAGCCAGGUUUAAUUCUUGGAUUAUGUGAAUUGCCUGCAAAUUCACUUGAAACAAUUAUAAAACCAAAAGAAUAUUGUCAAUCACAAGCUCCAGCAGCCAUAUUAAUAGUUCGAGGACCUUUUGGACGUCACGUUUGGAUUAUGCAUAUGCGUCAAUCUCCAUUGACUGGCAGUGAUGCAACCUCACGGUUAGGCGAUACAUCUCAACAACAAGAAGCAGUUAACCGACCUAAACCAUGGGGUUGCUUUCUUGAAAGACUUAUAACUACUGUAACAAAUAAUGAAAAUAUUUGUCCCUUGAAUUUUCCUUCAACGAUAUCAGAUAUCCCACUUGUCGAAGCCGAUCGUACAAUUCCUUCAUUAGAUAAAGUUGGCUGCGAUACUGGAAAUAAUGUUAGACAGGAAAUUAAUACAUUCAAAAUGUUAAUAGCUGCACAUGCUUCACUAGAUAAAGAAACUGGACAACGUGUUGUGCAAGAGAAACUAAAAACUCCAUACCCUGAUCCAAUUACAGAAGCUAAAGCGCCAAUUCAAGUGGUUAAUUUUCAUUCUAUACGUUUAUUACUAACACAUUUGGGUUAUUUAUCAAUUGGUCCUUAUCAAAUGCCUCAAUCUUUAUGGUCACGUAACGAAUUGAAACGUGAUAAUCAAUUAGGUGAACGUUCUGGUCAACUGAAUCGUCGUAGUCCAUCUUUAGUAAAUAAUCGUAUUAUGACUGGUUUCUCGCCUACAUCGCCAACAAAUAAUACUGAAGAUGAAUUACUACCUUUAUUUCCAUUCGAUGUGGAAAAUACAGAUUUUUCAGAUAUAUUAAAUAAUUUAGAUCAUAUGCCUACAAGAACAGGUGAUACUCUAUUGGUAUUUUAUGUUGCUGCUGGUCAGUCGAAAAUUGAAGAUAUUCUUGGAAAUAUGAAAAUUUGGCUUAGAUUACCUGAAGCGUUUCACCAAUUUUUGAGUGGUAUUGGUCGUUUCAAAGAUAUCCAUAACCAUCCAGGUUGGACAGGAAAUCUACAAACUAGUUAUCAUACAUCAAAUGAAUAUUCUGUACCGAAUCAUCCAAAUCAAACGAAAAAUGGUCUUUUCGACCAAUGUCCUGAUGGCAUUCAAUCAAUUAUCUAUUAUGCUGAUGCAAUGACUGAGUUAGCCUGUAUCUGUCCAACAGAUAAAUUUUAUAAAGAUGAAGAGAAAAAUGAAUAUCGUCGUUUAUCGAAGACUACACGUUCUCGUGCUGCUAGUGAAAAUCUAUCCAACAUAACUCGUGGAACAAAUCAGGGUGCCGUAGGUGUAGGAGAGGUUGGAGCUGACCCUACUGGAGGUCGAGUGGCAGUUGUAUGGCUUGAACGCUGGGAAGAUGGACCGAUGCACUGUGGACCGGACGGAGUUGGUAUGCAAAUACAGAACGUGACCAGCCAAAAAUUUGACUGUCCUGUCACAAUUUAUAUUCAUCCUUUAAGUUCUGGUUUGUGUAGAAUUGGAAUUAUGCGCCUUCAGGGUAGAACAUUUGAGGCUGGACCACUUCAGACUGGUUUAGUAUUAAGCCAGCGUUGCCUUAGCAGUUUUGUUAGACAAACUGUAAUCAAUCUAUCACGACGACGUCGUUUAGCCUCCGAUUCAUUUCAACCACCUCAUGUUCGACGAAGUCAUGAACUAUUUAGACUGGCUGAAGCGAAUCGUAGGAUUGUCCGAGGUCAGCCACAGUCUAGCAGUAAGAAUGAUACACAUCUUUGUAAUACCUCUAAUAUUGUGCAAAGCCUUUUCUUUAAGCAGUCACAAAUCCCUUCAAGUUAAAAUUCAUAUCAUAUUUAAAAAUUCCUUACAACUUUAAAUGUGUUGUAAACGGAAAAAAAUCUCCUUUUACAUAUCUCGAACAAAAUGUUAUUUUGCUUCUUUUCAUUUUUAUUUUCAUAUUUUCUAAUCUAAUGUAUUUGACUACUAGUAAAGAAAAAAAUGUGUUCUCAUUUGUUUCAAAGUGCUAACUCAUGACUUAAUUAUGAUGAUAUUGGACAUGCUGAAGAUUGCAUUGAUUGUAAUAAUAAACGCGUAUGCUUAAUCUCUAAAUAACAAACUGCUAAAUGACUACAAAUCGAAAAUGCUGAAUAGAUCUUAUUCUUCAUAAGACUAGUUAGCUCACAACGGUGACUAUAAGUCAUCAUUAGUACUUACCAGGACUACUCCACAUAACAACAGUUUAAGUG